Molecule: messenger RNA, 2407 nt
Organism: Ruditapes philippinarum (Manila clam)
Lineage: Eukaryota; Metazoa; Mollusca; Bivalvia; Venerida; Veneridae
Product: neuroendocrine convertase 2-like
Exons: 13
Coding region: 92-2125 (677 amino acids)
Biological process (GO): protein processing
Cellular component (GO): trans-Golgi network; Golgi membrane
Molecular function (GO): serine-type endopeptidase activity
Source: RefSeq, a predicted model, not a curated record
CCUGUAUUCGAAAGGUUAAACAAUAACAACAUGGUUAAAUUAACUCAACCAUUAUCAUUUUGACUACCGCGACAAAUUUUCUUUGUAGAUAAUGAAAUAUUUUGUUUAUAUGUGGUAUUUAAUAUUUUUUAUUGUUCUAGCAUUUUCAGAAGUGCUAGAAAAGAAAGACAAGAUUCGGAAGCAGGAAUACAUUAUUCAAAUACAGGAGAAAUGGAUAGAUACAGUAACACUAGAGUCACAAAGAUUUGGACUUAAAUAUGUCAGAAAGCUUGUAUCCAAUAUACUCUUGUUCGAAGGGAAUAUGUCGCCCACAGAGGGCAUCACAGUUGAUAUAAAGGCUUUCAAGGGCUUUUUCGUUGACAAGAUUUUAAACAUUGAAAAAAGUGAAAAGGGAAUCGUUAGAUAUCAUACUGGAGGAAACCAAACCAGUGAACCAGCAAAAACAAUGUUCAGCAGAUGGAUACUCCGACGCAAGAGAUCUGCAUAUAAAGGCCAAUGCUGGCCAUACUAUGGAAUGGCUGUUCAAGAAGCCUGGUCACUUGGUUACACUGGACAUGGCGUCAGCGUGGCAGUUGUUGAUAUUGGAGUAGAAGUGGACCAUCCUGACUUAAAAUCUAACAUUGCCAGUGAUCUUUCAUAUAGUUUCGUUGACAAAAACCAUAGCCAUGUUUACCCUCCACGUUUUAGAGACUUCAUCGAAACAUCAGAAGCUACUAGCCAUGGCACAAAGGCUGCCGGACUAAUUGCUGCUGUGUUUGGAAACAACAAAUGUUCUUCUGGAGUAGCAUUUGAGUCAAAAGUAGCAGCUUUAAAAGUGUUCCAUCCUGGCGACAGUCCCGAAUCAUGGAUGUUUCAUGGAUUUGCCUUAUCAACAGAACAUAUUCCAUCAGCUAUUGUUUAUAAAAGGGAUGAAAUAGAUAUAUAUUCAUGCAGUUUCAAUCUAGCUGGUAAAUUUAGAAAGGCUUCACUAUACAUGAAAUCAGCUCUAAAAGAAGGCGUUACAAAGGGUCGAAAAGGUAGAGGAAACAUCUUUGUGUUUUCUGCAGGAAAUAGACAUGGUCAUAUAUAUGAUUGUAACAUAGAAACUCUGGCUAGCAGCAUAUACACUGUCACCAUCUCAAGUGUUGGCAAGAACGGAUCAAGACCCUCAUAUACUAUUCCAUGUGCCUCUACCUUGGCAUCCACUUACGGGGAGUUUAAAACUCUAAACGGACAUGGGAAACUAGAGACUACAACGCACGACAACAAGUGUGAUGAUUUUAGGGGAACAUCUGCUUCAACUGCUUUAGCUUCUGGUAUAAAUGCUUUAACUCUACAGGCAAAUCCUAACAUUACAUGGAGAGAUUUACAACACAUUAUUGUAUUGUCAGCCUCACAUGAAAGACUAGAAAACACCGGACAACUUCAGAAAAAUGCCGCUGGGCUACAGUUUGAUUCUUUCCUUGGAUUUGGAUUAAUGAAUGCUGCAAAAAUGACACUUAUGGCAAGAAAUUGGACAAACGUACCACCACAAAAACAGAAGACAGUCAAAGAAGCGAAAUUGCAGAUACGGUUGCCUCGAGAAAAUGUUAUACGCACUUACCUUCAAGUUGACCAAUGUGCUGUCGAUAAAGACUGUAUAAACAAUUUAGAACAUGUGUUGAUAAGUCUAAGCUAUACAAAACAGCAUGACGACUUACUUGACAUUGUUCUUUGUUCACCACACCGGUCCUGUUCUCAGCUACUUAGUCGCAAAGGAAAUGUGAAUCGUAAAAAAAACUUACGAGGAUGGAGAAUAUGGAAUUUUACGUCAGUUCAUUUUUGGGGUGAAAACCCUGCCGGAAACUGGACAAUUGUUUUCAAUAUAAGCCAUAACAUUAAUCAAAAACAACUAGAGGUGAAGAAUUUAGCAUUUACACUUUUUGGAACUGCCAGUCACCCGUUUAAAUCAUUUUAUAAUGUAACUGAAAAGAGGAUAAAUGAUAAGACUGAUUUUAGUGACAGUAAUAAAAAAAUAGAUGACGAGAAAGAGAUCGUAGAAACUGCGAAUGAAAGCUAUAUAUCUGUUUUUAAUCUUAUCAUAAUUUCCUUAUCUAUAUCUGCUAUUGCUCUGUGCGCUAUUGCAAUUUUCCAUUUUCAAAAAUAGGCGCCAUCAGUUUUAGGUUCAUUAAGAAAUUUGUUGACUUUGAGCUAAUGGGAUUAAUCUUUAAACAACAUGGUAAUGCAAUCAAUGUAGAAUUCAAUGUAGAAUUGUAAUGCAUGAUUUAAUGUAGAUUUAUUUUCAAUGGAGAAUUUCAAUGUAGAAUUCGUUACAAGGAAUUCCAGAAACAAUUAUUUUUCUUAAAGCUGAUAAAGAAUGUUUCUGUUAUUAAACACACGUGUAUAUUACAUACAUGAAGAGAAUUAAAUGUUUUGUAACAGAAUAUAA